GACAGUUUACACAAAUUUCAAGCUCAAUAACGUUCCCAAAGUCAUUCAGAUUUGGGCACUAAUUUUCAAGAUGGCGGAUAGUAAAAAUUAGGUUGCCGCACAAAAGCUCGAACGACAUACCGUUUCUUCUUCUUUUUCCAUUCCAGUGGGCAUUUGCGGCACAGAUCUGUUGAUGGUUGCAAAAUCUGGCAGGUUGGCAGUACACAAUUCAAUAUGUCAUCUUCAAUCAAAAUCAUAAUAGUGCCAGGUAACGGUUGCACCAAUCCAUUUAUAGCUAACUGGUAUGGUUGGUUGCACAAAAAAUUAACAGAAAUGAAAAUACCAUGCAGAUUAGAGGCAAUGCCUGAUCCGUACACUGCAAGUGAAAGCGAAUGGAUUCCAUAUAUGCACAAAGAAUUAAACUGUGAUGAAAAUACUAUAGUAGUUGGACAUAGCUCAGGUGCUGAAGCAGCGAUGCGAUAUGCUGAAAAGUAUAAACUGAAGGGAAUAACCCUUGUGUCUGGCUGCGUAACAGAUUUAGGGGAUGAGAACGAACGAGCUAGUGGUUAUUACAAUCGACCAUGGCUUUGGGAAGAAAUGAAAAAAAAUACAGAUUUAAUAAUUCAGUUUGGUUCAACUGAUGAUCCAUUCAUUGCCUGGUCUGAACAGCAGGAAAUAGCAGACAAUUUAAAUCCAGAACUUCAUAAGUUUACAGACAAAGGACAUUUUAUGAGCAGUACAUUUCCUGAAUUAUUAAAUGUUAUAAAAACUAAGUUAAAAUAAAUUAACAAAGAGAAUUGUA
This is a messenger RNA of Patella vulgata (common limpet), 781 nucleotides long. RefSeq names its product serine hydrolase RBBP9. The coding region runs from base 214 to 762 and encodes 182 amino acids. The transcript has 2 exons. Gene Ontology annotation, molecular function: hydrolase activity. The record is from RefSeq and is a predicted model, not a curated record. Lineage: Eukaryota; Metazoa; Mollusca; Gastropoda; Patellidae.